Symphalangus syndactylus (siamang) is the source of this 20255-nucleotide messenger RNA. It is a transcript of the gene BTBD3, whose product is annotated as BTB domain containing 3. Gene Ontology annotation, molecular function: protein binding. Gene Ontology annotation, biological process: dendrite morphogenesis; cerebral cortex development; neurogenesis. Gene Ontology annotation, cellular component: cytosol. NCBI's taxonomy places the organism in Eukaryota, Metazoa, Chordata, Mammalia, Primates, Hylobatidae. The record is from RefSeq and is a predicted model, not a curated record.
UCAUCUGUUGGAGAAUGGGCUGUUACUGAAAGUGGUCAACAGUGGAGGGAGCAUGCACAUGUGCAGUCACUCGUGCAGUCACUUUUGAUCCCUAUGCAGUUGCAGUCAGUCUCUCAUAGUGGGCUUCCUUACCUUUCCCCAAGAUGAUUUCAGCACCUACUUAAUAAAUGCUGUAUAAUUUAUUUAUUUAAAUUAGUAGAUUGUCUAGUUAAUUUAAUACCAUUCAAUAAGUAUUUCUGUGGGAUCAGCUCAUGUGUACUUGAAAUGUUUUGUUACUUUAUUAGCUACUUUCUCUUAUCAGUGAUCUCCCCAAAAUGUCAGAAUCAGUUCUGAACUCUUAGGUAGCAAAUAUCUCCUAGCAUAUACUCAAAGUCAUCACCAGGCAGUGAUGGAUUUGACUAGGUGGGUGUGGGUUAGGGAUGUCAAUAUAUAAUGGUGUUUGGGUUGGCUUAUAGGAAAAUGAGAUGCUCAAGAUAAGGACAACCUAUAUUUUGAUUUUGCAGUGUUUCUAUAGUAUUAUAUAGUUACUGAGUGUGAAGUACUUGUGAGGAUCAGGAUCCUACUAAAAUGUACAACCUCUUAAAAUUUUUUUAAGAGUGAAGAUGGGAAAGUGUUUGGAUACUAGCUCUAGUAAAAGACUAGUCGCUUGAAAAACUUGAGCAUAAAGAGGCACUGAUGCCCACCCCCGCCGACCUCCCACCCCGCACAGUUGAAAAUCCAUGUGUAACUUUUGACUCACAAAAACUUAACUAAUAGCUUACUGUUGACGAGAAGCUUUAUUGAGAACAUGAACAGUCAAUAAACACAUAUUUUGUAUGUCAUAUAUAUUAUAUACUACAUUCUUACAAUAAACUAGGGAAAAUAAUAUGUUACGAAAAUCAUAAGGAAGUGAAAAUACAUUUAUAGAACUGUACUGUAUUCAUCAAUAUUGUAAGUUUACAUCAUCUGUUUACAAGAUGAAUCAUCUGUCUGAAAUGGUGAGUAACCACAGCUACAGACCUCAAUCUAUAGUACAUGUCAAGCAAUUCAACUUUUUUCUUGUAGUGUCUUUUCUGUGCUUCUUGGAAGCACUUCCAGCAUCACUAGUGGCACUUUGUAUGGGUCUCACGGUGUUAUUCGUAGUUUACUGUAUUGCACUAAACAUGAGAAAUACGCAAGAACCACCAGAGAUCACAUUUUACUGCCAUAAGCAAUAUAUUGGGGAGAGAAAGUGCUCAUGCUGAGAUGAUUAGCAUCAUAUGGCAUUUUAGGCAGAUACUGGCAACACUUGAGUUCACCACAGGAAUAACAGGAGAUGGCUAUGAAAUUAUUACAGUAGAAUAGUAUGUACUACAGUUAAUUUUAUGCCUUUAUGAUUUAAUACUGCAUUUUUACAUUUGUUUACAUUUCUCUGGACUGGGAAUGGCACUGUAUACAGUCAGUAUGUGUUUGUGUGCAUAAAUUUUGGUAACUGAUAGAUGUGUGUAUAUUUUAUGGUAGUAAAUGAUAAAAUAGACUCAUAGCUACAUGUUUUAUCCAUUAAUGAAAUAUAAAACAUAAAAAGUUUCAAUAUAUCUAGGCUGUGCAGUUCAUCUGUUUUUUUUUGAAUUGUUACACAAAUCUCCAACUAAUUUUCUAAUACAGUUAUUGAAAAAAAUCUAGAUAUAAGUGGACCAGAGCAGUUCAAACCCAUAGCAUUCAAGGGUUACCCGUAUUUUUAAAUAAAAUGUUAUUGCUGGUAGAUUAAGUAUUUCUUUUGGACUUCUACAAAGUCCUAACCUAAACUUUAUUUGCAACAAAGUAUUUUCUUGUAUUUAGUAUAUAGGAAGAUUUUGGUAUUGUAUGGUAUCAAAUGCCAUACUCUGUAGAUACAAUAUUAAAAUGGCACUGUAGGAAGAGUCAGAUUCUGCCUGAUAUGUUUCUCUUUAAAUGAAAGGAAAAAGUUAACAAAUUAUCUUAAACAUUGGCAGCCAUGCUUGCUUUAGGAGAACACCAAAGAUUGCUAUCCGCAAUUCUCCUAAGGAAAUAUGAUGUAGGAGAAAGCAAAUUUUCAGAGAGAGAGAGAUGUUUGUUUUCUUGCUGGUUUAUGUGAAGUUUAUAGGGAUACUUGUCCACCUCAAAUCUCAUUUACAAUUUUUUUCUUAGUGUCUUCAAAGAGGAUGUCAAUUAAUAUGAUCUUGCACCCUAUAUUCUGUGAAUUUUCUGAGGUUGGGGUAUUGACGAGAUGCCAAACAGUGCCAUUGAACAGAUGGAAUAUUAGCUCUUUGACUGUUCUUAGUUUUUUUUUUUUUUUGAGGCGGAGUUUCGCUCUUGUUGCCCAGGAUGUAUGCAGUGGCAUGAUCUUGGCUCACUGCAACCUCCACCUCCCUGGUUCAAGCGAUUCUCCUGCUUCAGCGUCCCGAGUAGCUAGGAUUACAGGUGCCUGCCACCACGCCCAGCUAAUUUUUUGUAUUUUUAGUAGAGACAGUGUUUCGUCAUACUGACCAGGCUGGUCUCGAACUCCUGACCUCAGGUGAUCUGCCUGCCUUGGCCUCCCAAAAUGCUGGGAUAAACAAGCCCAGAAAACUUGUUUAUAGGGGUCAUAUCUAUUAAUAUUUACUGUAGUUGAAAUUAAAGAAAAAAAUUAAGUGUUUAUUUAAAAAUAAUUGUUUUCAUUGAAGCAUAUGAAGAAAAUCUGGCCUCAUACAGAUGUAUAGCUGGAAAAGAAAAUUUUAAUAGCAUUUUCAGAUGAUUGUGGAUAUUUGAUACCUCACCAAAGCUUCAUAAAUAGUAGUUUCUUAAAGGUUAAUUGCUGUGUGGAAUCUAAAACCGUAUCAGUGAACGUUUUGUACUCUUGUUAUACUUUAAAUCCGUUGGUCGACCAUUGUACUUUGGAUCUUUUACCAAUGCAUAAUUUUAUAUUGUAAUUGCAUUCUUAUUAGAAAAGAUUGGUUCACUGAGUUAUGCAAAUCUUUCAAGUGUUGACACAUUUCAUUAUACAGUAUCAAAAAUCAUGUUCAUUUAAUAUCACUGCUCUUAUCAGAACAGUCUUUUGAGUAUCGGGAAGCUGUCAGGCUCAUGGUGGUGUCAUCAAGGUUUCCAAAUUCUAAUUUUUGCUUGAAGCCUUGAAUUUUAUUAUCAGCAAUAAAUACUGUCAGUUUUCCUUGCAGUGACAGGCUCACUUCAUUCAUUUUCGAGAAAAUGUCUGCCAAAUACCUUAGUCUGAAUAAGCAUACUUUGCUUCUUCUGUCAAGUAACAAUGGCAUUUCAAGAAAAAAGCUGCUGGUUUGACUUGUAACACAAAUAGUUGUACACGUGUUUUUUCUCAAGGAAACCAUUCUAUUUCAAUUUCACCAAAAAUGCCUUGUGCAUAUUUCCCAAUUUCAUGACAUAGAAUAUUUUAAAAGUGUUUACUCAACAGCUGAAGUUUAAUAAAAUCAAUAAGUUUUACUGGUGCAUUUCUCAGAGAUUCCCCAUGAAACAAUACAUUGAUUAUAGCAAAGGGGAAUGCACAAUAGCUAUUUUGCAUUUACCCAGGCCGUUUUACCGCUAUGCCUAAAUCCCCCAUCAUUCAGGUGUGGGUGAGGAGGACUGGGGAAAAGUAAGGUGACCUUACUGCUCCUUUGGCACUGUUCACUUUUGCUCAGAGUCACUGGAGUGACCUUCAGAUGGCUUAGAAACCAGCAGCAUCAGUAGUAAGAAAAGUUACAGAGCCAGACUAUGGAGCAAUUUUAUGUUUUGUAGUUCCUGGAGAAACUCUUGCCUUUUCUGUUAGGAGCAAAUGAUCCCUUCCAUGGUGGCCUUUGUUCUGCAUCACCACUAGCAGAUGUUGCUGGGAGGUUGCAGAGAGAUUUGGUCACUUGUUCUACUUAGAUACUUUCUUAACCAGUGCAAGUCAGAACUGCUUAAAAGGCUUCAUACUUUUAAGUCAUAUACACAUUGAACAACAGACACACAUGGAAUGAAUUUACCUCACCCUGCCUUCUAAGAAAUAUACUUUUAUAGCCAGUGAAUUCGUUAUUGAAAAAUUCGAGCAGAUUUAUUUAUUUAUUUAUUUAUUUAUUUUGGCCAACACAAAACUCAAAACUAUGACUUUACAUUUUCAACACUCUUAAUGGUUUUUAAAAUCAUUGCUGGUGGUAAAGCUUCCAUAAACACAGUGGCCCAGCAAGAUACUUUCCAGUUUUGGCCAAAAAUAAGUUAUUCCACUACUGAUACCAUAAUUUCCAUUUAUUAUUACUCCAUUUGUUUUUGUUUUUUUUUUGAGACAGAGUCUUGUUCUGUAGCCCAGGAUGGAGUGCAAUGGCGUGAUCUGUGCUCACUGCAACCUCUGCCUCCCAGGCUCAAGCUAUUCUCCUGCCUCAGCCUCCCAAGUAGCUGGGAUUACAGGCACGUGCCACCACACCUGGCUAAUUUUUGUAUUUGUAGUAGAGAUGGGGUUUCACCACGUUGGCCAGGCUGGUCUUGAACUCCUGACCUCAGGCGAUCCACCUGGCUAGGCCUCCCAAAGUGCUAGGAUUACAGGUGUGAGCCACCGCACCCGGCCUGUUACUUCAGUGUUGUAAGGGAAUAUAUAGAUGGAAGUUGAGAAUUCUUUAUUUUUUGUAAAAAAGUCAAACACCUGAUUACUUGUCCGAUUCUUCUUAGUGAAGUGAGACGGAGACUCACGCAUGUAAGCAGUAUACUUUUCUACUUCUGCUUUUGCUCUGCAGUAAUCUGAAAUGAGACAUCGCCCGUCUUAAAAUUCUGGUUUAUUUGCAGGGGAGGCAUGCAUUUUCCUACUGCCCUAUACACACAAGGCCAUUUUAUUACUUUGUUUGAAGACUGGGUGUGUCUAAUGUAGUGGAAAUUCAUCGAUUCAAUGUUAAGUACAGAUGAAACACAUUUCAGGACCACAUUAGAAAGUCUUUUUAAUUAUCCUUUUUUUUUUUUGGAUUAUUCAUGUGACUGCUUUCCUCUUUUCACAUGAAUUGCUGAGAAUUUAUCAUCCUUUCCAGUUCAUUAAAUCAUUAAAAUUCUUUACUAGCACUAUAAAUAAAUAUGCCAGGCCAUGAGAUGAGGCCGGUUGAUAAAGGCAGCUUUGUCCUGGUAGCAGUUCUUGUUCGUGGUUAACCCGCACUUCUCUGUGAAUAUCUGUAUUACAUUAAAUUUUAGACUUUUAAUGUAGCAAAGCCUUACUCUAAGCAUGUAGGGACUUGCUUUAAGUUGAGCUUUGUGUUUACAGUUGGAUUAGCUGUGAGAUUAAUGUAGUAUUAUAAUACUGCAUUUCUGCUUACACAUGUUCAGGAGAGCCCCAGGACACAUUUAAUAGGUAUUCAGGUUCUUUGCCACUCUACCUAGUCUAAACUUGCAUCUCAGUCAACUAGAAACACUGUAGACCUUAGUUUCAGACCAUUUUGGUCUAGAACCAGUUGCACUCCACAAGUGUGAUCUAGAGUUCUAAUUGGACUUGGAAGUGUUGGGCUUUAACCUCCUCUUGUGUAACCAUUGAAAGCCAGGUUCGUGGGCAUGGCACUGUUGCAGAUAUGGAGAUGCAGUCCUCAGAGAAAGCACACUUUAAUCAGGCAACGUCCUUUGGACUGCAUCUUGAAGGAUGGGUGGGUAGGCUUUUUAUAAGUAGGGUUGUACAGAAGAAAGGGCAGUGAGGAUGGCAGGAAGCAGUAGACCCAUUUGUAGUGUGGGAAUAGUCUGGUUUGCAGGGUGGGUGAAUGAAGAGGAUGAGUCAAAAGAUCUAAUUGUGAAUUGAGCCAGGUCUUGGAGAUCCAAAAUGCAGUGCAAGCCUUGCUUCCUCUCACUGGGAAACGUGAGACGGAAUUUCUUCCCUUCUUCCGGGGCGGAUGCUUGUUUGCACUCCUCUGGCAUGUGAGAGAGACCUUCCUCAAUUUAGAUGAUAGCCCCUUAGGGAAGAAAGAGCAUUAUAAAGAUUUGACCACAUGCCUUUUUGUCUCAUUUUCGAUGCUGUAUUUUAAAUUUUACAAGAGGGUAUUACUUCAAUCAGUGCUGACAUCACCUAGGUCUCCUAUACAGAACUCUUAAUAGAAAUUAUGGCAUCUCCGCAGAUGACAAGUAAAAUCCUUAUGCAGAGAGACCUGACUCAGAUAUAAAUUGUGAUCACCAUUUUCAGAGAUUAUCCUUCCUUGGUCUGAUUCCAGUUGUUAUCACCAUGGAUCUUGUAUGGGUUCAUGUCUCUGUUAACUACGGUGGAGUGGUUGCUUCUCUUUGUGGUUUUUUUUUUUAGAUAAGGUACUGACAGUUGAGUUGCCACUCUUUGAAGAUGUAUUUUGACUUUAAUGUUUUUAAUCUGUUUAUUAUGGUUAAAGUUCCUAUGUAUUAUAAAUGCUGUCCUCCCUAUUAUGUGAUGCAGAGAUUGGAGAAACUCAAAUUUAAGAACAUGUUUUCAUGAAUAGUCCCCACUUUAAGUGAGACUUAUUUUUAGCAUUAUUUCAUGAGCAAUUAGAUUAUUUUACUCUAAAUCUCUGGGCAGUUCGAGUACUGACCUACUUAUAUAGUAGCUCUUAAUUAAAAAAAUAAUUAUUUUUAUUUUAGAGAAUAUUAUUAGAGAAUUGAAUUUUUUUUGAAAUACUCUAUUUUCUUAGUUCUAAUACAUGUGAUCAAGCUAGGUAUAGAAUCUCAAUUUUUAUUCUGAUUAUAAUAGCAUGAGAGGUCGAAGCAACAAAGAAGUACUUUAUCAGCGUCGAAUUAUUAUUUCCUGCAGCAAAUGAUGGUAGUUUGUGAAUGUUACUUGGUGGUGUUAUAUUUAAGGUUAUACCAACAUUUAAAGUAUACUGUGUCUUUCUAUUGUGUACUUCACAACAGUUGAUGGGGAUUGUGUCCUUUUAAGCUAAUUAAAAGUAGCAUAAAACGGCCAGGUGCGGUGGCUCACGCUUGUAAUUCCAGUACUUUGGGAGGCCUAGGCAGGGGGGGAUCACAUGAGGUCAGGAGUUCGAGACCAGCCUGACCAAUAUGGUGAAACCCCGUCUCUACUAAAAAUACAAACUUAGCCGGGCGUGGUGGUGCAUGCCUGUAAUCUCAGGUAUUUGGGAAGUUGAGGCAGGAGAAUUACUUGAACCUGGGAGGUAGAAGUUGCAGUGAGCUGAGAUUGUGCCAUUGGGCUCCAGCCUGGGCAACAAGAGCGGAAACCCCCUCUCAAAAAAAAAAAAAAAAAAAAAAAAGUAGCAUAAAAUGUAUCUUUUAAUUUGGUUCUAGAAGAGCAUUUACUUUGAGUUUUUGCCAGAAACUGGUUUCUGUAAUAAUGCUCUGUCACAGCCUUCUAAUUCUACUUGAAUUUUUUGUUAGGGAAUAUUAUUAUUAUUUAUUUUAGAAAUGUAUGUGCCUUUUUUCAUUUUUAUUUGGUAGUAUCUACUGGAGAGAAGGUAUGUUAGAAAUUGAGUGUGAAGCUACUUUGUAACUUCAUGGAUGUUUAUGUUUUCCCACAGCAAGAUUUCUCAGAUUUCACUCAGCAUAGCAGACCUCUUAAUGUUAGAUCUUGUACUGUUUGCCCAAAAUAACUACAUUUCAUUCUGGUCGCAUACAUUGUAAAACAAAGGAAAGCAUUUCAUUAAAUAGUGAUUAAUUGAGACUUUGUGGAUAUGUGCAUAGUGAUUGUCAAAAUGUGAAAUUAUAACUGGUCUUUUCUAUGUGGUUUUGCAAAAAAAAAAAAAACAACAAAAAAAAACAAAACAAACAAAAAAAAUAAAAAGUUUUUUCUGGCCUUGCCUUUCCCAACCUGUCCUGUUCAUUUUACAGUGAGCACAAUUUAAAAUCUAAGAUAAUUGAUAUCAUUCAGGUGUUUUGAUGUUGAUGGUGGGGAGGCAGUAAAUUGAAGGACAGGAGAGCAGUAUUUAUUGCUAAGCACUGAGUGACUAAAGGUAUAGAACUUAGUUGUGGAUGUUGGGGAAAUUUGGCUGUGACACUUGGAACCUCACUAAUAAUCAGGACUGACGUAGAAUAUCUGGUGGUUUGGGAAUUGUCUGGAUUCUUUCUUCCCAUCCCAUGUGUUCUUGGAAAAGGUGUUUUUCCUAAAUAGAACAAGAUACUCUUUGGUUAACGAGAGAAGCUUUGGACUUUGAUGAUCUGAUUGAUAUGUUCUUGGUGACUAUCUUUCGAAUAUCAGAAAAAAAACAAAAACAAAAACUAUUACUAGCCAAAGUAAAACAUAUCUUUGGAAACACUUUUUUCUUUGACCAAAACAUAUUAUUUUCUUCUUCUGUUAUUUAAAGCCAACAAAUGACCUGAAGAAAGCCACAGCAAUGGUUGGGUGAGGUUGUUCCAUUCCAGCAUUCCCAGUAGGAUUGAAGUCCUUUGCUGGAACAGCCCCAUUCAGGCCUUUUUGAAACGGACCUCCUGAGCCUUGAUUUUACCUUUCUUUGGGUAGACUAUUUUCAAGUACCUAGUAGAGAGUCAUAUAUAUAUUGGGAUCAUUGUAUUAUGAUAAUGUUUCUCUCUCUUAAGCUAACAUUUUAAUAUGGACUCUGUUUGUUUGAAAGUAAGCAGUAUCUUCUAGUGAGUCAUUUAGCUCCAGAUUUAACCUAUGUAUAAAGUAGUUGUAAGUUAAUAAAUCUUGAAUUGAUUGAUAAAAUAUCUUUAGCAAAUAUUACCGAGAGAGUUACAGGCUUAUACUGAUCAGUUUUAUGUGCAUUUUAUGUACAGUUUUAUGUACAAUUGUGUGGCAUGAGAAAAUAUUAGAAAUGCAUUAUAUUAAUGCUGGAACUCUUACCAGUCCUGGCAAUGCAAAUUCUCAUUUUGAGAUUUCCAUCUAGAUAUUCUACCAUAUCAAUGGUUGUCAUAGUAGCAGUCUCAAUUGAGAAUUGUGAUUAUAUACUUUAUCAAAUAACUACUUGACGAAAGCUCAAUUAUUCUAAUGUAGUUCAGCCAGCAUUCUGAGCCAUCAUCUUGCCUGGUUAAGGAAAUAAUUAAGCAACCUAAAAAAAAGAUUUCUUUCUUUCUGUUGAAUUGUACACAUUUUACCGUAUUUCACUGACUGUAGGGUGCCAUCAUGUGUAAGACAUGCCAUUACUUUAUGUACCACUAAGAAAGGAAAAAAAAAAAGCCUAAUAGUUACACUUAUGAGAUGGCAUCAAUUAAAAGACACAAACCAGUUUCAGAGAUGUUAAAGUGGCGAGGGUGGGGGAGGCACAAGGAAUCUACAAUCCAUAAAAUAUGGCACUUAGAUAUAUACACAUAGAGUUUAAGGAAUCUACAAUCCAUAAAAUAUGGCACUUACAUAUAUACACAUAGAGUUUUAGUUGGGUAUUGGUCAUAAUCAUAUUAAAAUGUAAAGAAAAUUAUAUUAAGUAAAUCGCUAUUUCUGCCAAAUAUUAUACAGAUUUUUUAAAUCUUAGAAACCUAUAAUUGGAAAAGAUAGGCGAUCAUGUAGUCAAUACACCUGAGGAAAUGUACCAUAAGAUCAUCUAGAGCAGAGAUGCCUAACCUUUUGGCUUCCCUGGGCCAUGUUGGAAGAAUUGUCUUGAGCCACACAUAAAAUAUGCUAACACUAAUGAUAGCCCAUGAGCUAAAAAAAUUGCAGAAAAAAAAAUCUCAUAAUGUUUUAAGAAAGGUUACAAAUUUGUUUGAGGCUGCAUUCAAAGCCAUCGUAGGCCUCUUUCAGGGCCGCAGGUUGGGCAAACUUGAUCUAGAGUAUGUAAAACUUGGCAAUUGAUUGCCUUUUUUAUUGAAGUAUCUUCAACUUUACAAAAGAAAUUAUAAUAUUCCUUUAAAUAGCCAUCUUCAGAGUAUCUACUGGUAAACUUUAUAUACCCCUUUUCAAGAUCACUUAAUGUAUGGAAGAGAAUAAUUUGGGAUUUAGAUGAGUUGUUCAGUAUUCCAAACAAGGCGCACACUGAGACACAGUGUGUAUUUAAGAGCUGUAGUCGUCAAAUGUCAUGGUAAGUGCCAUAUGGAAUUGUAAAAAGAAUCAUCGUUCUCUGCCUUCUAAGAAUUACCGCAUUCUACCAUUGGGCAUUCCCCCCGCACCCCCUGCUCACCCCAAAUCUAAAGUACAAUUCAAGGUUAACUGGAGCUCUGUGGUGAAAAGGUGACUUAAUGAAACUGAUCGUGAACCUUAUCCUGUGGACAGCACUGAGGUAUGCCUUGGCUAAAUACUUGGCCUUAGUUACCACCCUUGGUGCUGGAAUUCAAACUGGGUCAUUGUCGAGAGAGGCCAAAUUGAGUUGCUAGUGAGAUAUGGCUGGGUGGCUAGAUGGACUACUUGCAGGAGGCUGUCUCAGGAGGUGGUUACAGCAGUGCAUUAGCCAACAGGUGGCCUCAUGGAGGUUUGAAGUCCACAAUGGGCACCCAGCCUGAAGUGUGGGUUCAAGUGCAGGUUUGGAAAUAACACUGUGGGAUUUGGAUAUUGGGUGCGGACCCGAUCACAGUGCACAGCACAAAUCUUGAUUAUUAUUGAACCUUCCCUGCAAAAUCAGAUUCACAGCAAAAUGGGACCUGCUUGGCCCACAGGUGGGGCUAGAGGAAGCCUGCAGAUAGGAUGAAAUGUCAGUAGCUGUGCAGUCUGAAAGAGUACAAGGAUGAGGAGCUAGAUUAAUCUUUGAGAUUUUGUGUUUUAGAUGAUUGCAUCACAAACGUAUCCUGCUUUGGGCAUAAUUGCUGCUAAUGGUGAGAGCUUACUUUUGUAGAGUGUUUUUGACUAAAGUGAUUUCACAAAACAUAUAAUCUUACCUUCACAAUAAACCUGAAGGAGAAGCUGGGUCUAAUUACCCCAUUUGGCAGAUGUGGAAAAUGAGGCUCACAAAUACUAACCUUAAGGUCACUUGUUAUUGGGUCUUGCUUUUUUUGCUAUGCUAUGCUUCCAGCGCUUGACUCCAUAUUUAUUUCCAAAUUUAGAAAGCAUAUAUAGUCUGUUUUCCAGCAGCUGCUGCUGACUUUGGGAACUGUCAACAUUUGUUGCUUAUCUUUUUACCUCCCAAAUCAAAAGCAUAAUUUUUGCUCAGUAUCGAAGGGACAAAUAAGAAAAACAAAACACUAUUCCCAUAUAAUUUACCAGAUUAAACUACUCUACUCUGUUAGGUUAUGUUAAUCAUUUUUGGAAGUGAUAGGUAUUUCUUCAGUCUACCUUACCUUGUUUAAACCUCUGUUAACCUCACUGCUGUUGCUUUUUAGGGGCCUUGUAGUAAACCAUGUACAAGUCCAGACAAGGAGUCCAGAGUUAGAGCAAGUUAAACAAGAGUUGCCAGCAUUAUUAGUUGUUGACAUAGAAGUUGGUGUUAACCGUGAAUAGCUGGUUUCUAACUUUAUUUUACCUGGAGAGCCUCUUCUGUUUUUGAGCAGUGUCGUCACUGCGGUUCCUUCCUUCCAUCUCAUUCCACAAGUAUCCUUUCAGCAUUCUUACCUGUAGUGUGCCCCUACAAGGGUGCAGACUACAUAUGUUCAUGGUUUUCAUCUUUGUAAGCUUUAAAAGAAAGCUUUUUAUUUUGAAGUAGAUUAGAAAUAUAACAAUUGAGCAUUCUGUAAGUAUGUGAGGUAAUUACUAUGGGUGGAUAUUAGAGUGAACGAAGCAAACAACAUGACAAGCCAGGAGAUCUGCCUCGUAGUCCAGGUGUUGCCCCACUUCGUUACUGUGGAAUUUUCACAAACCCCUUAUACUUCUGACACCCAGUUGCCAUACCUGUGAAAAAAGAGUUGCAUUAAAUGAUUUCUGGAGUCCCGUUCAGUUCCAAACCUCAUUCAAGUCUGCAAAGUGAAUAUGUCAGAUUGUAUUAAAUAAAGGUAGGAUUGCUGACAAACCUUCCGGUGGUGAAAAGGAUGAUCUAAGUGAGCUUAAAUUCUGUUGAUAAUUUUGUUAUUAUUGGGAAUUGAAUGGAAAUAGGUUAACAGUGAUUCAGCUUUCUGGCAAUUAUAAAAUCAACUGAAACCCACUAUUAUUAGCUAACCUUUUAAGUUUGGUUUCUAGUCUUGCUCACCACCGUAUGCCCAACACCUAAUGCACUGCAUAGUCAGUAUGUUUUAUUUUGGGAAUACUUUCAUACAAACUUGAUGGACUUCUUGGCCUAUUUACCUCAUUAAGGCAGACAGCUCUAAAAUUCAGGAAGUGUAGAAACAAGUGAUAAAAUGCCGAUUGGAAAGAAAUUUUAGGAGUAAAAUGUGGCAGUAGACAUCAGGCUGCUAUCCUUUUUUACCCUUCAACCCAGUGGGUGAUGUUUCUGGGUUACAGACUCAACAGAUGGAGUUUUAACUAUUUAAUCAAGGAGGAAAAGAAGCCAUAAUUUGUAUUUAAUGUAGUAGACUAUAGAAAUGAAAGAAUAAAGUGAUACCAAAAUUUUGUAUAUUCAAGUCAAUCUUAUAGUUUUAUAACAUUUUAACCCUAACAUUUUAUUGUAUUCUGGGUUGCAAUUACUCAUGGCAGAUGAAAGCCAUGGCUUCUCUUUCUAGAAAAAUAAAUGCACACAUACUGCCAAUUUCACAUACAGUUUGAGGAGUUUCAUGAACUUGUCAUCAUCUGGUGGUCCCUAGUCCGAAUUCUUGAUAGAAAAGAACCUAGUGUGUUAAACCUUAAAUGCCCUUAGAAAUAACCUAGACCAGUGUUUCUUAAACUGUGGUCAUGAGAUCAGUUGAAUGGAUUAUGACCAAUAUUAAAAAGAAAAGAAAAAAAUAGAAAAUAUCAGAGUGUAUAUCAUAACAUGCUAAGAGUAGGUUUUGUUUUUUGAGCCAGGUCUUUCCAUUUGUAUGCCUAUAUGUGUGUUUAUGUUUAGUACUAAGAAUAUAAAAUGCAUUUCUUACUGUGGAUUGAGUGUAAAGUUUGAAAAACAUUCAUUCUGGGUGAAUCUCUUCUCUCUUGUAGCUGAGGAAAACUGAGGCCUUUAAAGGCUAAAUGAUUUGUUCAAAUACUCCCCUUUCUCUAUUUUAAGUGGCUCAGCCAGGACUGAACUAGAUUGAUUGCUAAUUUUACCAUGCGACAUUGCUAAUUUGUUGAAAUGUAAUUGUGAAGUAGACCAUUUAAAAAUACUAAGUGAUUGUCUGCUUCAUAGUUGACGUUUUUUAAUUCCUUAUUUUUCCUGCUGAAAUCAUCACUGUCAUUAUCUUUUAAAAUAAUUGGGGCUGGUGCUUCCUUUCCAGAGAAUAUCUUGGUCCCUCUCGGUUGGCUGUCUGCACACCUCAGUCCUAGAACUUGACAUUUGGGGCCUAAUCAGAAGAAUUUCAGAACAAGGUGUGAGGGGUUGUUAAGUUUUUAAUGUCCAAACCAAAUUAAAUUAUUUUGAAUUAUUUUCAAUUGACUUAAUAGUUGAAUGCAACAUAUGGCACCAGAUGUUGGUACUGGAUCAUUGGGAAGACAUCUAGUAGUCUGUAGUUAUCUAUGUGAGGUUUUUUUCAACCUUGAAUACCAUAUGAAAUGCAGAUUCUGAUCCAGAGUCUGGCUGAGAUUCUGGGUUACUAACAGGCUCCCUGUAGAUGCUGCUGCUGAUCCUUCAACUACAUUUUCAGUAGCAAGAACCUGCAUUACCUGCCUUAUUACCGUGGUAAGAAAAAGUAGCCGUCAGAUAAUUUUUCUGUGUUGAUUUUAAACAGUCUUGCUCAUCAGUCCUUACACACAUUGCAGUAAUAAUGCCCCUCUUUGUAGCACUGUUGUAGAUGAUUCAGAUUUAGCACUACUUCAUUUAACUAGUAUUGUCAGAAUUUUCAACAAAACUUAUUUUUCUAAAUAACUUACAUCUUCAAUUUUAGAAAACAUGUUCUACAAUAUUGCAUAAUUCUCUUUCUCAAACUGUUACAUGCACUUUACUUUUUUUUCUUUAACUUAGUGGUGUAAGAGCCAUGUUUUUUGGAGACUUCUUGGUGAUGGGUAUUGAGCCAUAUGCAAAAUGUGUAAAGAUCACAAACCGUUCUAAGUUCUUGUAUCUGUGUUUUAUGUUUUUUCUAUUUUGUCUCCAUCCAGCUACCAAUUAAUAGUAUGUCUGCCUAAAAGCAGCUGGUUUCCCUUUCCAUUCUAAUUGAUUACUUCUGACCUGAAAAGCCAGAUACUAGAUUUGUUAGAAAUAUUUAUGAGAUUAAUCCCAGUCAGAAAGGCCUACCUGGCAUGGGGGCUUUCCUGCAAGGAAGUGGUCAGGAAGUUCAGUAGCACUUGAGCGGGAGAGAAAUCCUUUAGUGUUAACCCUAUUCCGAAUAAUUAGGUCAAUGGGAGCUUACUUGUUUCUUCAUGCCUUUCUCUAUGUGCUUUUUAAACUGAUUUCUAGAUCCCUCUCUAACAUUGUGUGUUAAAGUGCAUAUGAAGAUGACUUGGAGGUGUCUAUAUGUAUGUGCGUGUUCUGCUAUUGAGAACAUGAUCAUCAUAAUAAAUAAGCAGUGCUUCAGGAUCCAUCUAAAAUGGAGACAGGUAACUGUGCUACAGGCCCUGGUUCUCUUACAGAGGCUUUGCAAAUGGUUUUAAGAAUAACAAUAACAACAAUAAAGAGGAUGUUUCUUGGUUCAAUUUAGUGUUCUAGGGAUUUAAAGACUGAUUUCUGGUAACUGCCUUUAGCAGAUUAUUAAUGAUAACCAUAACAAUCAUAACUCUUAUUUGCGGAGCCCUCACUGUGUCAGGCAGUCAUUAUUCAGACAAGUGUUACAACAAGGAGAGCUGUGGUCAUGAAGGGUGCAUUUGCCUGUGGGGUAGCAAAUGGCUGCUGUGCUUUGAACAAAUGAGAGUGAUCCAAAUAGAUAGGGGUGAGAUUAACUAUUCUCAUUAGUCCCUGUUUACAAUAAAUAAGCAUGUGUAGAACCUAUUGCAGGUGUUUUUGUUUUUUUUUUUACUCACCAACGCUAGAAAUGGUUGUAGGAUUCACACCUAUAAAAAUCAAAUAGUAGCUUAUAUUCUUCUAAUUCAAAGCAGAGAGAACCUGUUUGCAUUUUAACUCGGUGGAAUCCGAACAUUUAUCAUUUUGAAUAGCCUUGUUAUUGGUUCUGUGUUAGAAGUUGUGGAUUAUAUUCUUUAAAAUUAAGACAAGACUAAAUGUAGCCUUAACAGUUAAGUUGAAUGUUGAGAUCCUGAACAUGGCCCCAUCUGAAAUAUUUUUAGUGAAUUACAGCCUUUGAACAUUGAUCAUCAGAUUUGUUUUUAUUUAAAUCUCGUUUUUACUUCUAGAGUUUAUCUUAUGCUUCAGUGUACUUAGGUGUACGGGUAUAAUCUUAAUCUAAUUAACCGUAUUUUGUGACCUGAGACUCCUGUCAAAGACCAUUAUAGAAGCUAGAAAACAUUGGGAGGUAAACUGAACACAUGGCCUCAGUUCUCUUCUUUAGCACUAGAUUAUGACUUGCACUCAGAGGCUAAGAAAAAGAAAAAUAACGUCCUUUGCCUUUAAAGUGUAAUAAAUGUGUUUUGCUAUUAAUAACCCUUUUCAGUUUAUAGACUGGAGGAUUUUGUUUUAAGUGUUUGAAACUAAAUGCUGCUGGGAAAAAGAUUUUAGUAGAAAUAUAGAUCUCUGUCCCUACCCUUUGUUAAUUGAUCCUGCUUAACUGGGGACAUAAUGUAUAUCUACUGAAGAGAAAUCUGUGGGCAUAAACUCCUCCCUUCCUGUUGUCAAAUGUAUUUCAUAUGUUAUUUAUCUUGUUUAAAUAUACAGUAGACAAGAAAAUGCAGCUGCUGUUCCUUUAAUAUCAGAACUAUGCAUGUUACAAUAGGUGUCACUGUUUUGCUUGGUCCAAUCAUGAUUGGUGACUUCAGCUAUUGGCUCGGAGCACUGACUGUCUGACUCCAUCUGCAGGGCUGUAAUACCUACUCUCCUCCGAUCCAUUCACCACACAACUUCAGCCGGCUGAACAGACUCACGCAGCUCCAGCCCAUCUUGCUAACCUAAUUCAGAAAACAAGUGCUACAGCUCUGUGCCUGUCAUCUUUACAGUGUAGCAUUUUCAGAGACGGUAAAGAACAGGUCCAAGAAAAGCUCGAAGAAAGCAAAUACCAGCAGCAGCAGUAGCAACAGCAGCAAGUUGCCGCCAGUUUGUUAUGAAAUAAUUACCUUGAAGACUAAAAAGAAGAAGAUGGCUGCUGAUAUAUUCCCCCGUAAAAAGCCAGCCAACUCCAGCAGCACCAGCGUCCAGCAGUACCACCAGCAGAAUCUCAGUAACAACAACCUUAUCCCGGCCCCAAACUGGCAGGGUCUUUAUCCCACCAUUAGAGAGAGAAAUGCGGUGAUGUUCAAUAAUGAUUUGAUGGCAGAUGUACAUUUUGUGGUUGGGCCACCAGGUGGGACUCAACGGUUGCCAGGACACAAAUAUGUUUUAGCUGUUGGGAGCUCUGUGUUCCAUGCGAUGUUUUACGGAGAACUUGCAGAGGACAAAGAUGAAAUCCGUAUACCAGAUGUCGAACCUGCUGCUUUUCUCGCUAUGCUGAAAUAUAUCUAUUGUGAUGAAAUUGACUUGGCUGCUGACACAGUGCUGGCCACACUUUAUGCUGCCAAAAAGUACAUCGUCCCUCACCUUGCCAGGGCCUGUGUUAAUUUCCUGGAGACCAGCCUGAGUGCCAAAAAUGCCUGUGUGCUCCUCUCCCAGAGCUGCCUGUUCGAGGAGCCAGACCUGACCCAGCGUUGCUGGGAGGUGAUUGAUGCCCAGGCAGAGUUAGCUCUCAAGUCUGAGGGAUUCUGCGAUAUCGACUUCCAGACACUAGAAAGUAUUCUCCGUAGGGAAACUCUGAAUGCCAAAGAAAUUGUGGUUUUUGAGGCAGCUCUCAACUGGGCUGAAGUAGAAUGCCAACGACAAGAUCUCGCGUUGAGCAUUGAAAAUAAACGCAAGGUCCUAGGAAAGGCACUUUACUUGAUCCGCAUACCCACAAUGGCCCUUGAUGAUUUUGCAAAUGGUGCUGCACAGUCCGGAGUAUUGACUCUCAAUGAGACCAACGACAUCUUCCUCUGGUAUACUGCAGCCAAAAAGCCUGAGCUGCAGUUUGUGAGUAAAGCCCGCAAGGGCCUUGUCCCCCAGCGCUGUCACCGUUUCCAGUCGUGUGCCUAUCGAAGCAACCAGUGGCGCUAUCGCGGUCGCUGUGACAGCAUCCAGUUUGCAGUUGAUAAAAGAGUGUUCAUUGCUGGCUUUGGGCUGUAUGGCUCCAGCUGUGGUUCUGCAGAAUACAGUGCCAAGAUUGAACUUAAGCGGCAGGGCGUUGUCCUGGGGCAGAACUUGAGCAAGUACUUCUCAGAUGGGUCCAGCAAUACCUUUCCGGUAUGGUUUGAAUACCCAGUGCAGAUCGAGCCAGACACCUUCUACACAGCCAGUGUGAUACUGGAUGGCAAUGAACUCAGCUACUUUGGACAAGAAGGCAUGACAGAAGUUCAGUGUGGCAAAGUGACUGUCCAGUUUCAGUGCUCCUCAGAUAGCACCAAUGGCACUGGGGUACAGGGAGGGCAGAUCCCUGAACUUAUAUUCUAUGCUUGAAAACUCACUUCCUGAAGCAGCGUGAGCUCCAAAGUGCACAUCUGGUUCCAGCUUGCUUGAUGCUUAGCUCAUCUGCAAAUAUGUGAUCAGUGCCGGUAAUUUGUAAUGAAUGAAGCGGUAGACAGGUUCUAAUUUCUUUUAGCCUUUUAAUUAUGUACAGGCAAAAAUGCAGCAUUCCGCUUUUAACUAUGUGCUUAAAAGAGCUAACGUUCUUAUUAAGGCUUCGUGAAGGUUUUUAGAGUUGCUUCUAUGAACCUGGGGAGAUUAUGUGCUUUCCCAAGCGUUCCACCACCCUCUCAGUUUUGUCCCUCUGAAGAUAACUUUGGAUCACCUUGAAUUUCCUUUUGGACGUUAUUUGAUGAACAGAAAUAAAGUGAUAACAAGAGUUAUUUUUAAACAGAACUCCUCUUACCCCCCAAAACAGAUAAACCUCAGUGUACAAUUUUGAAAGAAGUUUUGCUUUGUAAUGAGUAAUAAUUUAGAAAGUAGACAGUGGUCAUGUUUGGCUCUUGUUUUAUUCCUUUUACAUUUGUUGCUUCUGGGAUUUAAAAAAAUUCUAAAUUCAUAAGAUUGUUAGGUAUUAAACACUUCAGAGUAUCAAUGUAAAAUUGGAAAAUAAGGAAUUGGGGGCAUUUGUUUAGGCCAUGACUUCUACAAGCAGAUUUAUUUUCUUUUAGUUUAGAAGACAAAAAAUUUCAAUACAGAUACUUCUUUUAGAAGUAAAUUUUUAAAUUUUAUUGUCAGUAGAAAAAAGUUAAAUUCCUACUAAUUUAAAGUAAGACAGUUUAAAAAGGAAGCCUAAAAAAGACUCAUACUACAAAUAAUUUAAUUGAUGGCAUAUAAGAAUAUGCAGUUUGAAAAAGCCAAACUCUUCUCUCCACUUAGCUUUUGAUCCCCACUGUUUGCUUAUUUGUACAAGUCAUACUGUGUAGAAUUUCUAUUUUCUUUUUCCCCAUUAAAAGAGGACCAAACAAUUCUUUAUACAAAUGGAGUAGCAACUAGUUUUGUAGCACUACAUUUAAUGUAAUGAGAUAUCUUUGUUCAUUUUUUAAAAUUUGAAAUAUACUUUACCUGAUCCACUUUGAUUAUAUACUAUAUUCUUUGUUAAUUUUAAUUUUGUCCUGUUCCUAGACUGCUAGAAUCUGGCCCCUGGCCAUCUUAAAGUGCCAACAUAUGCCUGCAGGGUUUAUAAAAAAUGGUCUGGAGUGACACAUUUUAUUAUACCUAAUAUUCACUGCAUCAGCAUCACAUCUAGCUGUCUUACUUGUUCACAGAUAAUGUAAACAAAGGAGGGAAAAGCUUAUUAAAAAAUUGUCCUUCGCUGCUGGCUUGUGCUGGUUUAGUGCCUGUGUCCCUGGCAGUGUCCAGUAUGUUCACUUCCAGUUGAAGUAUCCAUAUGUUUCUGGGCAGCUUUUCUGCUCAGUGUGAUCCUGAGAUGGCUUCCCCCCCGCCACCCAGAGUGUGGUCCUUGACCGCCUCCUGCUCCUGCUCUGCAAGCCUGAAACUGGCUUGUCUGGAGCCAGGAGUUAGUCCUGGGGUGUGUGUUUGCCUGCGCACCCAUGCGCAUGCAAGUGUGUUUGCCAGCUCAGGAACUGUCUCCUCUCUACCUGGCUAGUAAGAGGUGGGACAGUAAUGGUCCUCCUGCUGGCCCCAGCAAGGCCCAUGAGUGACUGCCCUUACUUAUUCACUGUGCCUCUGGGCCACUUCUUCCCCUGUAGAUGUGGGCUUGUUGCCUUCAGCUGGCUUCCCUGAGGGAGGAGAACACUGGAUUAUUGGAAAUGUUUUAAUCACUCUUGCCAUUACCUACAUCUAUUAGCAUAGAUGAUGAAAAGCUGUUACUGGUGAUUAUAGAUGAGUAUUUCCAGGACAACUUUCUAAAAUUAUAAUUAUUUCUUACUAGGGACAUUACAGGUAGUUUGGCAGAGCAUUGGUGUACAAAGGUACAUUUUCAAUUAAAAAGCAUACUUCUACAAAAGAUUUGAUUUUUAAAUUAUGGUUAAACAUUCCAGUAACUCAUAGCUACCAUGCAAGUUGGUGGACCUUCUAAGAAGGCACUUGUUUGUAAGCCAGAGGAGAAGAAACUUGAAUUGCAUCCUAUCAGAUUGUUGAGGUGGGUGUGAUAGUCUUCAAGUGCAGUGCGUUCACUCACUAACACUCACUGUCAGUGCCCGUGUUUGCUAGCUGCCUCCAUGUGACUAGUGAGCUGCUGGUGAAAGUCGUGUGAAAUCCUGUACACUGUGUAUAGAAUAAUGUAAUUUUAUGUUAAUUGUUAUUACUUUAAAAAAAAUCUACCAUCUGAUUGGCUGGUGCCAAGAGCUGUGGGUAAAAUUUGAAAAUUGUAUUUAGAAUAAGAAAUUUUACAUUUUAAACCCUAUUCUCCUUUAUGCAUUUUCGAUGAAAUGGAAUGAAGGCUAAUGUGCUUGCUUUAUCUUCUUUUGUAAUCUUGGAUUUUGUAGCUUUUAAAACUAGAAACCAUUGUUCUAACAAAGCAGGCAACUCUAUUCUAUAAACACAACUUCAUUAAGCAGAAUACACUGUAGAUGCUUUUCCCCAAUGUAUCUGGCUGGCAGUCUUUGUCGUUGUUCAUCCUGGGGAUAAAGGGGAACUAGGCUAGCAGUUCUAAUGUGACAUUCUUUAAGCAUAUCUUAAAAUAGUAUUUAAGUAAAUGGUCUAAUUUCUACAUAAUUAUUGCACUGAACUGUCUUUUUUGUUUAUUAAGGUGUUUAAAUAAGCUCAGCUAAUUCAAGACACUGUAGCCACUUGUGCAUCAGUGUGCUUGAAUUUAGUAGCUUACAGCAUUAUUUAUGAAGGAAAAAUAUAUAAAUAUGAAGUACCUCAUGUUGAAUGUUAUUGUACUGUAUUUUUAAUGUAACAGUGCAGAUCUUGUUAGACACAUGAAUGUGUAUAAUCAUGUUAAAUGCAAAUAAAAUAAAACUAGUUCAUAGA